AUGUACGGAGGAACCUCGAGGAUGACGGAGAAAGCAGAGCCUCAGCGUCAAGAGAGAAGCAGCUGGACUACACGUCUUUGGAGGGCGGGAGGGAUCCUUCAGGAUUCUACAUCUGAGAGACUCGUGGACUCGGGUUUGCAUCAAGGGCCGUUUGGGCUUGGUGGUGACUCGCCAGAAAGGGCUCCAGACUGGAGCUGGACAUUAUUCGCACCCACUGCCGCGGUAGGUGACGUGAGACGUGAAGCUUCACAUCUACCAGAGGCGGCUGCCACCAUCUCGGGAAGCUUCGUGGUGGCUCUCCAUGCGAUAUAUGUAGCACGAGGCGCACGAACUACAACGGGCAAGAGGGAAAACGAAGAAGCACGCGCAUCACCAACGCAUCAAAUCUCCCACGCCUUCUUCACGCCGGUCCACAAGGGACCAACCGCAAUGAAAGUGAUUCCAGAGGAAGAAGAUUACAAAAAUUCCCUCACCAGGCGAACCCAAUGA
Messenger RNA from Ilyonectria robusta, 489 nucleotides. RefSeq lists its product as uncharacterized. The coding region runs from base 1 to 489 and encodes 162 amino acids. The record is from RefSeq and is a predicted model, not a curated record. The transcript has 2 exons. NCBI's taxonomy places the organism in Eukaryota, Fungi, Ascomycota, Sordariomycetes, Hypocreales, Nectriaceae.